Messenger RNA from Polyodon spathula (Mississippi paddlefish), 1400 nucleotides. Its product is annotated as ADP-ribosylation factor-like protein 4C. The coding region runs from base 703 to 1368 and encodes 221 amino acids. The transcript has 2 exons. The record is from RefSeq and is a predicted model, not a curated record. Gene Ontology annotation, molecular function: GTP binding; GTPase activity. Gene Ontology annotation, cellular component: cytoplasm. Lineage: Eukaryota; Metazoa; Chordata; Actinopteri; Acipenseriformes; Polyodontidae. Gene Ontology annotation, biological process: intracellular protein transport; endocytic recycling.
GAGUUCGGUUUUAUUAGACAACUGCGCUGCAGGAAAGGAACUGUCUGCAGAGGCAGGCUCCUAACCAAACCAACCCGGUAUCGGUAUUAGACGAAAAGGACUUUGUUCACAGACAAGGAGCAGGGGACACUAAACCGUCUGCACACAAUUGUUUUGUAUUAUUGUUUGUUAAGGUAAAAUAUCCGAGACACAGAAAACAAUAUCAGACUGUGAAUUGUAAAAGUGUAGCUUCAAGAUACGAGGUAAAAAAUAAAUAAACACAUAAAUAAAUAAAUAUAAAUAAAUAAUAGAAAAGAAACAUCACUGGACAGCCUUUUACAGCUUGCGACAAGAAACCAAACAGAUUGGAUUGCACGUUGGAUUUGAAAUAUGAUUGCUGAAGAACUGAUGCUUGCGCUCGUGCAGCUCUGGGGUUAAAAUUGAGCGAGGUGGGAUGUUGGAUUUAUUUACUUGAGAGAAAAUGCAAUUACGUUGAUUUUAUUAAAAACAAAACACGUUAGUGUGAAGUUGGUGGAUAUUACGAUGUAAACACGGUGUGUUUUGACUCUCCAGCUGUACAUGUAGUUAAUUAAUGAAUUACCUUCCAAUCACAACUGACUGGUAAAAAUGGAAAACAAGUCCAAUUGAUUCUUUCCCCCUAAAGCUGUUUUUUCCCCCAGCUUGAGUAUUGUUUGUAACACUUUAAAACACCAGAAUAAGAAAAUGGGGAACAGUUUUUCCAACAUGUCUGCCUUCCAGUCGCUUCACAUCGUCAUGUUGGGCUUGGACUCCGCCGGCAAGACCACUGUAUUGUACCGGCUGAAAUUCAACGAGUUUGUCAACACCGUGCCCACCAUAGGGUUCAACACGGAGAAGAUAAAACUCAGCAACGGCACCGCCAAGGGCAUCAGCUGCCACUUUUGGGAUGUCGGGGGGCAGGAGAAACUGCGGCCGCUUUGGAAGUCCUACAGCCGGUGUACUGAUGGAAUUAUCUACGUGGUGGAUUCGGUCGAUGUAGACCGGCUGGAGGAGGCAAAAACUGAGCUGCACAAAGUCACCAAGUUUACAGAGAACCAGGGCACGCCGUUGUUGGUGAUAGCCAACAAGCAGGACUUGCCCAAGUCGCUACCAGUGGCGGACAUUGAAAAGCAGCUGGCGCUUCACGAGCUCUGCCCCUCCAUCGCCUACCACGUGCAGCCAGCCUGCGCAAUCAUUGGAGAGGGGCUCCCUGAAGGAAUGGAUAAACUCUACGAAAUGAUCCUGAAACGCAGGAAAUCUCAGAAGCAGAAAAAGAAACGGAACUCGAGAGUGGAUGUCCACAGGCUACUGACCCUCCGAGGACAAAGGCCAACCCAGCAAAUCUCCACCCCAAGCUCACUUGAUGCCUGACCUGUAGGGGUUGCCACAGUGUAAGGCACUGC